UCAAUCAUCUUUAAUUUCUUCAUUCAUUCAUUGCCUUAUUACCAUUUUGCUAUAAUGCAUGCUAUGUCUAGACUUCAAUCAUAAUUGGUCUGAAUAGUAGUUCAAUACUUGGAUUUCUUUUUAACUGAAGAGUUUCAUUAUUGUAUAUGGAGGAAGAGGCACCACUAUCUCUAAGGGUAAACUCUAGGAGAAGCAGGACUAUGGUGCUCCCUAUGGAGAUAGACCCGCCUAUGCCUUCAAAAGAAGCAGUUACAGUUGAAAAGAAGGAAGUGAAGCAUUUCAUGAAAUGGGUUUCUUGGUUGAUACCAACCUUUGUCAUUGCAAAUGUGUUUGUGUUCAUCAUCACCAUGUAUGUCAACAAUUGUCCCAAGAAUUCAUAUUCCUGCAUUGCCAGGUUCCUUGGCCGUUUCUGCUUUCAGUCCUUCCAUGAGAAUCCCCUUCUUGGGCCUUCCACUUUCACGCUAGAGAAAAUGGGGGCUUUGGACGUGCAAAAAGUGGUUUACAGAAAGCAGGUUUGGCGCCUCAUCACAUGCAUAUGGUUACAUGGAGGGGUGUUCCACUUAUUGGCAAAUAUGUUUGGUAUUAUAAUCAUUGGGGUUCGCCUUGAGCAAGAUGCUCAUUGGGUUGCUAUAUGUCAUUUCUGGAUUCGGGGGUAG
Messenger RNA from Arachis duranensis, 656 nucleotides. Its product is annotated as RHOMBOID-like protein 1. Lineage: Eukaryota; Viridiplantae; Streptophyta; Magnoliopsida; Fabales; Fabaceae. The coding region runs from base 147 to 656 and encodes 169 amino acids. Gene Ontology annotation, biological process: proteolysis. The record is from RefSeq and is a predicted model, not a curated record. The transcript is spliced from 3 exons. Gene Ontology annotation, molecular function: serine-type endopeptidase activity. Gene Ontology annotation, cellular component: membrane.